GCGUUACCCAUUCCAGUCAGCUGACGGCGAUAUGCGACCUUCAGAUUGUGACGUCAUACCUAGUGGACCAAACGACACCGGAAGCUGUUUCACCAACACGGAUACUGACUCAUUCAAGCACCUCUUUAGCCUGGUAGCCAACAUACAACCGAAAGCAUUAAAGCUCUUUAGACCAUUUUUUGUGUAAAUUGAUCUCGGUGUUUUUAACACACCGAUCUACUAUUUAACUUAAACGUAACUUGUUCAAUUUACAAAUGUGUUGAUUAUACUUAACCUAAGCUAAUCGUCAAUGCUAGCUAGCUAGCCCACCAUGAGCUCUCCAAGCUACUCUCCUCCUGCUAAAGAAGAGGUCUGCUGGACGGAGAAAGAGGGUCUGGGGCUGAACAUUGUCGUGAAAGAAGAGGGGGAGGAUGUUUCAGUAAAAGGAGAGGAAGAAGCGUUCAGAAUGAAAGAGGAGGAAGAGGAGGCUAUCAGUAUCACAUUGAAAGAAGAGGAAGAACCUUUUGGAGUGGAAGAGGAGGCUAUCCCAAUAAAAGAGGAGGAAGACGCUUGGAGAGAUGAAGAGGAGACUGAAGAUCUGAUUAACACCAGAGAGAGACCAAACUCUCAUGAUGACAGCGGGAAGAGUCCUUCAGGGAAACCAGACCCGGCGACACCCAAACCAACGAGACGACAUCAGUGCUCCCACUGUGGAAAGAGUUUUCCCUGGUUAAAGGCCCUGAAGCAGCAUAAGAAAAAACACUCUGGAGAGAAGCCUUAUCGCUGUUCUCAAUGUGGAAUGACUUUUACCUGGGCAGGAAGCCUAUGGGGGCAUAAGAGAAUACACUCCGGAGAGAAGCCUUACCACUGCUCCCACUGUGGAAAGAGUUUUAGGAAGUUAGGUGACCUGAAGGCGCAUGAGAGGACGCACACAGGAGAAAAGCCCUACCAAUGCUCCCAGUGUGGAAAUAGUUUUAGCAAGCUAGGGAACCUAAAACAGCAUAAAAGAACACACACAGGAGAAAAGCCCUACCAAUGCUCCCAGUGUGGAAAGAGUUUUAGCCAUUCAGGGAGCCUUAAAGACCACGAGAGGAGACACAGACAAGAAAAACCCUACCAAUGCUCCCUGUGUGGAAAGAGUUUUAUCAAGUUAGGGGCCCUGAAUCGGCAUGAGAGGACACACACUGGAGGGGAUAAAACGUACCACUGCUCCCUGUGUGAAAAGAGUUUUAACCGAUUAAGACAUCUGAAUAAGCAUGAAAGAAUACAUACACAGGAAGAGAAGACAUACCACUGCUCUCAGUGUGGAAAGACAUUUUCCCAGUCAGAGGACCUGAAAUCACAUGAGAGAAUAGAGAGACUGUGUUCUGACUUAAGUUUUUGACUGAGAAUUAGUGUUUUUGUUUCAUGCCACAUUAAAUCAUAUUGUUUAUGAUUUAACCUGUCUAUAUAAUACAUAACUGUACUAUAACACACACAGGAGAGAGAACCUUCCACUGUUCUCAUUUGCUUUUGACUGAGAAUUAAGUGUUUUUUUGUUUUUUAUAACCCACUGAUGGGUUUAGAUUUUUAAACUUUAAAUAUUGUUAAUCAUCCGUUUUACGAGAGACAUAAGGGGUGCCAUAGUCUGGUUUCUACAACAGAAGUUAAUGGUUAUGAGGAAUGUAUAUAUGGUGGGUUCAGUUAAGCUUGUAAUGUGUUGAGUGAAGGGAGGACGAUCACAUGCUGGUGGAGAGAUGUGGAUUAGUGAGGAAGGGAGCCGAGGUCAGGUCACAUGCUGGUGGAGAGAUGUGGAUUAGUGAGGAAGGGAGCCGAGGUCAGGUCACAUGCUGGUGGAGAAAUGUGGAUUAGUGAGGAAGGGAGCCGAGGUCAGGUCACAUGCUGGUGGAGAGAUGUGGAUUAGUGAGGAAGGGAGCCGAGCGUCAGGUCACAUGCUGGUGGAGAGAUGUGAGGAAGGGAGCCGAGGUCAGGUCACAUGCUGGUGGAGAGAUGUGGAUUAGUGAGGAAGGGAGCCGAGGUCAGGUCACAUGCUGGUGGAGAGAUGUGGAUUAGUGAGGAAGGGAGCCGAGGUCAGGUCACAUGCUGGUGGAGAGAUGUGGAUUAGUGAGGAAGGGAGCCGAGGUCAGGUCACAUGCUGGUGGAGAAAUGUGGAUUAGUGAGGAAGGGAGCCGAGGUCAGGUCACAUGCUGGUGGAGAGAUGUGGAUUAGUGAGGAAGGGAGCCGAGGUCAGGUCACAUGCUGGUGGAGAGAUGUGUGGAUUAGUGAGGAAGGGAGCCGAGGUCAGGUCACAUGCUGGUGGAGAGAUGUGGAUUAUUGAGGAAGGGAGCCGAGGUCACAUGAAGGGAGAAGGAACAGUUUAUCGCCCGCAUCACUUAACUUCCUGCCUAGCAACAAAGAUGUCAUGUCUAGAGAGAAGGACGAGACUCCACCCAGAUUGGGGUAUAUAUAUACAUAUAUACAUAUACAUAUAUAUACAUACUUAUAUAUAUACAUAUAUAUACAUAUACACAUACAUACAUACAUACACACAUACAUACAUACACACAUACAUACAUACAUACAUACACACAUACAUACAUACACUACCACUGGUGGAAGUAUGUCUUUGUCUGUUCAGCCGUUCGAUCCUGAAUAAAGUUGGUUGCCGCUUUUAUUGUGUCCGUCGAUUUCU
Oncorhynchus kisutch (coho salmon) is the source of this 2650-nucleotide messenger RNA. Its product is annotated as zinc finger protein 239-like. The record is from RefSeq and is a predicted model, not a curated record. The transcript is spliced from 2 exons. The coding region runs from base 311 to 1363 and encodes 350 amino acids. NCBI's taxonomy places the organism in Eukaryota, Metazoa, Chordata, Actinopteri, Salmoniformes, Salmonidae.